This is a messenger RNA of Eubalaena glacialis (North Atlantic right whale), 5016 nucleotides long. It is a transcript of the gene SMAD5, whose product is annotated as SMAD family member 5. Gene Ontology annotation, molecular function: DNA-binding transcription factor activity, RNA polymerase II-specific; I-SMAD binding; RNA polymerase II cis-regulatory region sequence-specific DNA binding. Gene Ontology annotation, biological process: transforming growth factor beta receptor signaling pathway; cell differentiation; anatomical structure morphogenesis. The transcript has 7 exons. Gene Ontology annotation, cellular component: heteromeric SMAD protein complex. The coding region runs from base 277 to 1674 and encodes 465 amino acids. Lineage: Eukaryota; Metazoa; Chordata; Mammalia; Artiodactyla; Balaenidae. The record is from RefSeq and is a predicted model, not a curated record.
UUCCCUCCUUCAUCCGGGUCCUGGGCGAGCGGGCGCCGUGCGCGUGUCCCGCGGCCGAGCUGCUAAUAAAGUUGCGCUGUGGGCAAGCGCAGCUACGGCGCCGGGAGAGCGCGCGCCGCCGGCCCGACUUGAACCAAUGAAAGAAGCUUAUGGCACUUAUGAAGAUAAAUGUCACUCCUCCCUUUUUAAUUGGAACUUUUGUUUAGGACUUGUAUAUGACUUUUCACUUGUGAUCUGACUUUGAGUUGCAGGAAGGUUUCUGAAGAUUUAAAUCAAAUGACGUCAAUGGCCAGCUUGUUUUCUUUUACUAGUCCAGCAGUAAAGCGAUUGUUGGGCUGGAAGCAAGGUGAUGAAGAGGAGAAAUGGGCAGAAAAGGCAGUCGAUGCUUUGGUGAAAAAGCUAAAAAAGAAAAAGGGUGCCAUGGAGGAACUGGAGAAAGCCUUGAGCAGUCCAGGACAGCCAAGCAAAUGUGUCACUAUUCCCAGAUCUUUAGAUGGACGCCUGCAGGUUUCUCACAGAAAAGGCUUGCCCCAUGUUAUAUAUUGUCGUGUUUGGCGCUGGCCUGAUUUGCAGAGUCAUCAUGAGCUAAAGCCAUUGGAUAUUUGUGAAUUUCCUUUUGGAUCUAAGCAAAAAGAAGUUUGUAUCAACCCAUACCACUAUAAGAGAGUGGAGAGUCCAGUCUUACCUCCAGUAUUAGUGCCUCGUCAUAAUGAAUUCAACCCACAACACAGCCUUCUGGUUCAGUUUAGAAACUUAAGCCACAAUGAACCUCACAUGCCACAAAAUGCAACGUUUCCAGAUUCUUUCCAUCAGCCCAACAACACUCCUUUUCCCUUAUCUCCAAAUAGUCCCUACCCUCCUUCCCCUGCUAGCAGCACAUAUCCCAACUCCCCAGCAAGCUCUGGACCAGGAAGUCCAUUUCAGCUCCCAGCUGAUACUCCUCCUCCUGCAUAUAUGCCACCAGAUGAUCAGAUGGGUCAAGAUAAUUCCCAGCCCAUGGAUACAAGCAGUAAUUUGAUUCCUCAGAUUAUGCCCAGUAUAUCCAGCAGAGAUGUUCAGCCUGUUGCCUAUGAAGAGCCCAAACAUUGGUGUUCAAUUGUCUACUAUGAAUUAAACAAUCGUGUUGGGGAAGCUUUUCAUGCAUCUUCUACUAGUGUGUUAGUAGAUGGAUUCACAGACCCUUCAAAUAACAAAAGUAGAUUCUGCUUGGGAUUGUUGUCAAAUGUUAAUCGUAAUUCAACAAUUGAAAACACUAGGCGACAUAUUGGAAAAGGUGUUCAUCUGUACUAUGUUGGUGGAGAGGUGUAUGCAGAGUGCCUCAGUGACAGCAGCAUAUUUGUACAGAGUAGGAACUGCAACUUUCAUCAUGGCUUUCAUCCUACCACUGUCUGUAAGAUUCCCAGCAGCUGCAGCCUCAAAAUUUUUAACAAUCAGGAGUUUGCCCAGCUUCUGGCUCAGUCUGUCAACCAUGGUUUUGAGGCAGUAUAUGAGCUCACCAAAAUGUGUACCAUUCGAAUGAGUUUUGUCAAGGGCUGGGGAGCAGAAUAUCACCGGCAAGAUGUUACCAGCACCCCAUGUUGGAUUGAGAUUCAUCUUCAUGGGCCUCUUCAGUGGCUGGAUAAAGUCCUCACUCAGAUGGGCUCCCCUCUAAACCCCAUUUCUUCUGUUUCAUAGUGCAGAAGUAUUCUUUUCCAGUUAUAUUAUUAGUGGACUUGUUUUAAUUUUAGGGAAAAUUUCAGUACAGAUACUGUGAGCUUACAUGGAAAACAGAUAUUACAGCUUUUUUUUUCCUACAUAAUUGUGACCAAUACAUUUGUUUUUGUGAUGAAUCAACAUCUGUUUGUAUUCAUGUUCAUGUGAUUAACUCUCAAAAGUGUUGUGAAAGAUGCAGAGUGAGUAUUGUGCCCCAGUUCAGAAGUUUGGCAUUGAUCUUAAACUGGAACAUACUUUUGCCUUAUUGUCCCCGCAAUUUUUUUAUUUGUUAAAUCUUUUUGGAAAAGUAAUACAUCACAUGAUGAAAAUUAUAACAGUAUAAGAAGGUGUUCAAUGAGAGUCUUCCAUUCUAUUCUUGAUUCUCCAGAAGCUGUACUUUUACCAGUUUCUUAGUCCCACCAACUUUAAAAAAGUAUAAUUCAUUGUUUUAUAAAAGCAUAUGGUAGGGGCUUAAAAGAAACUAUAAAAAAAAAAGUCGUUUAUUUGAAGGAACACUAUGCACUGCUCUAACAGGUAGUGUUCAGUAAAAGCCAAGUGAUAGUUUUCUAAGUGACAUAAAAUUUACAUUUAAUACAGCUAAAUGUUUGUCAGUGCAUUGUGACUUCACUCAAUAUUAUCUUUUGUAAAAUAUUUCCUUUUUUAAAAAAAACUUAUUGCAAACAACGGAUCUCCAGUAUAUGUCAUUUACUCAAAUCUGUCAUAAGUACUACUUUAUAGCUAGUGACAGUGCAUGCACGGCCUUGUUCAGCUGUGUUUGCUGCUUUUGGCCAAUGUUGCAAGAACUCUAAUUUUGACAUGCAUUAAUCUUUUAUUUUGCACUUUGAUGGGUGACAGUUUUUAGAGUAACCUUUUGUGAAACACACUCAAGCGACUUGGACUUAGAUGUUCAUCCUUGCUUCCUUGGUACCCCUUUUGUAUUAAACACUGCAAUUUAUAGAUUACAGUUAUAGGAAGUUAUACUUUUUCUAGCUUUUGUUGUAUUUUCAACCUAGAUUAUAAGACUGUUAUUCUGUAGCUCCAAUUGAAGGUGCCUUUUUAAUUCCCUGCAGGAUGAUAUUAAUGUUGAAAAAUCAUGUACUUCAUCCCAUUGCUCUUACUUGCGUCUUUUGCCCCAUGCAAGGACCUGUGUCCUGUAUCCAUAGGAGCCUCUUCAGUCUGGCCCCAAGGAUGAGGCCACCUGUCUGAUGCUUAAAUGAAUUGAGCUAGCUGAUUUGAAAACAUUCACAUAUCAAAGAAUACAGACUAUUCUCUCAGUUACCAUGGGUGCUCUUUUUCCAUUUUUUUUAGCACCUAUAUGGAUACUAGUCUCCACAAUCCUCAGAGAGGAAAGACAUGAAAACUCUAAAAUACUCAUUUAAUCAGUCAUGCUUAAGGGCUUUGAGUAAAGGACUCUUAACCUCUUUUUCUAGGGAGCAGUCAAAUGGACACUUAGUUAUGGCAUGAAGAACAAAUACAUUUUUUUGGAAAAAAAAUCACCUAACUUACCUAUUCGAAGAAGCUAUUUUCCAGUGCCUUUUAAAAAUAUGUGGAGCCAUGUCAGUCUUCUGUUUAAAAUGUUAGUUUCAUUUGACUUUCUACUUUGCCCUUUCUGCUCUUAACGAGGAAAAAAAAUGCAUUUUUUGAGGAAAGGAGAAUGCAGUUCCUUUUGUUUUCCAUAACAUUAUUUAUUGCUUUUAUAAAGUGCAGCCAAUGGAUGGUUUUAGUUCUCUCAGAUGAAGUGCCAUAUGUGUUUCAGCUCACAGUCCUUUGCUAAGUAAAAGGAAACUUUCUGACAGUCACCUGAGCCUUAAACGUAAGUUUUACAUGACAUGCAUUCUCAAUCUUCCAGAAUUGUGUCAGCCACACAAAAGAGGAUUAUUUGCUUAGUGAUAGAACUUAGCUAUUUACAUCAUUCUUUUACUUAGCAGGCUCAUGGCACAAUCUUUGGAACAAAUUUGUAGAAAAACUACCUAGGUUGACUGGCAGAUACAUGUAAUCAACUUCAGUGGGCUUGAACUGGUGGAAACUAUUGAAUUGUUUUAUUGACGCUUACAACUGAGUUAAUUAAAAAUUGUUUUUAUUCAUGUAACAGCCUUUAGAGUUAGCAAGAUUUUAUGUGAUUGGCUUUUUCUGUGUUUUCUCUAAGGAGCUGUGUCUCAUGAAUGACAGUACUGAAGCUAUUAACUGGUAAGAGUUUCAUGUAGAAGUAUAAUAAGCCUGUUGUAUUUCCAAAAAGUUGUUAACUCUACACCCCUGGGUUUUAUAUGAAAACUUCAUUCAAUCUAGCUGGUCCUAUAAUUCCUGAGGAUGCUCAGUACAGGAAUGGAUGGGAAAUAAAAAUUAGCCAGUGACAUUAAAAAAACUAAGUAAAAUUCUACCAGUGAAAAAAGCACCUCUGAAGGAAACCAUUUCAUAAAAUUACAUUUUUAAGCUUUUAUUUAAUCUCCAGAAUGGUUUAUAGUCAAAUUUAUGAAAACGUCAUCACAAUCAGAAUAAUCACAUUUUAUAGCAUGUACAACAUUUAAAUAAAUAUAUGCCAGCUGAAAAGACAGAGUCUGGGAAUAAUAAAAUUACAACCAGUUUGGUAAAUGCAAAAAGAGGAAUAGAAUCAAAAUUAAUCUCAGUAAUGUAUUAAAGCAACAAAAAGAUAUUGACUGGAAAAAAAUAAUUUAAGAGGUGCAUUUGACUAAUAUCUCUACAUAAUUACCUGGCUUACGUUAUGGAGUAUAAACUAGUAGGCAUGUUACUGAUCUACUGAAGUGAACUUUUUUUCUUUAGAGAAAAUUUAAGGAAGACAUCAAUCUAAAUGUCAAAUAUAUAUAUCAGACUAUAAAUCACUUUUUACAUUUUCUUGUUAUAUAAGUAAACUAUCAAUAUGAUAAUAGAAUUGUCUGGGUUUCUGAGGUGAAAUCCACAGUAAGAUUGCUGUCAAUAGGUAGUUCAAUAAGUUAUACUUAAUAGUAUGGAAAGAGGGUGUAGCUAUUCUUUACUUUUCAUAACAUUUGAGAGUAAGACAUUCUUUUAGGAUGUAAAAUGAUCAGUAAGUAUUCAGAUCUGAAAUCUAUUGUUAAGAUAAGGACUGGGGCUCACAUUAUAUAACCUUCAGUAUUAUCUUAGAGUACCUGUGGGAAACAGUUCCCCUGUAAUAGUGUUCUUUUAAAGGAGAAAGUUUAUACAAAAAUGAAAUCAUGCCAGUAGCAGAGAAACUCUAAUUUCAAGUUUGAUAGUACCUGUUUAAGUGUUGUAUUUCUAUUACAGAGAGCAUCUAAUAUACCAUUUUAGUUCCAUUUCUUUAUACUUUUUCUAGUUGCUUGCUUAAUAUUA